This is a messenger RNA of Tachysurus vachellii, 1280 nucleotides long. RefSeq names its product enoyl CoA hydratase domain containing 1 (gene echdc1). NCBI's taxonomy places the organism in Eukaryota, Metazoa, Chordata, Actinopteri, Siluriformes, Bagridae. Gene Ontology annotation, cellular component: cytosol. Gene Ontology annotation, biological process: fatty acid beta-oxidation. The coding region runs from base 60 to 968 and encodes 302 amino acids. The record is from RefSeq and is a predicted model, not a curated record. Gene Ontology annotation, molecular function: enoyl-CoA hydratase activity. The transcript has 6 exons.
UUCCGCGGACUGCUUUAGAAGUGACACCUUCACUGGAGUCCCACUGCAGAGAGAGUAAAAUGGCUUUAUGCAGUGUUGGUCGUCCAUUACUCCAAAACACAAGAAAUGCUUUGGGAUGUUUUCUUAAGCAAAAGCAGACCUACUGCUCUAAAUCCAACGAAUCUCAGGAGGAGGAGAUUCGUAAGAAGCUUCAGAUGUUUCCAGGAGGAUCCAUAGAUCUUCAGAAGCAAGAGUCGGGCAUUGCACUAAUGACGGUCAAUAAUCCUUUACGAAUGAACGCUUUCUCAGGUAGCAUGAUGACCGAACUGGAAGAACGGGUGUGGGAGCUAGAGAACUGGACAGAAGGAAAAGGACUUAUUGUACGAGGGGCUGCUGGGACAUUCUGCUCUGGAUCUGAUCUCAAUGCAGUCAGGGCAAUAUCAAACCCACAGGAUGGCAUGAAGAUGUGUAUGUUUAUGCAGAAGACUCUUACACGACUCCUCAGGUUGCCCCUCAUCUCUGUAGCACUGAUUGAAGGAAAAGCACUGGGUGGAGGUGCAGAACUCACUACUGCCUGUGACUUCAGGCUGAUGACAUCUGAUGCUGUAAUCCAGUUUGUCCAUAAACACAUGGGCUUAGUGCCUGGAUGGGGUGGAGCUGCAAGGCUGGUCAAAAUCGUUGGCAGCCAAAAUGCCUUAAAAUUACUUGCCGGUGCAAAAAAGGUUGAUCCAGACUUUGGAAAGGAGAUUGGACUAGUUGACAGUGUGUUGAAAACUGGUGAAGGAGACCCUAUCAAGGACACGGAGCAAUGGCUGGGCCAGUUCACAAAGGGCUCAGUUCCUGUCAUCAGGGCUGUGAAGAAAGUGGUGCUGUCUGGCAGAGAGCUUGCUCUAGAUCAAGCCCUCACAACAGAAAGACAUGUUUUUGGGACAGUAUGGGGAGGACCAGCCAAUCUUGAGGCUCUGGCACUUAAAACAAAACACAAGUGAGAGAAAUGUGGUUAAAAAAAUCAUCUUAAACACUAAAGUCUGCAUCUUACAGAGAGACAGGAGAAACCAGUGACUUUAAGUAAAAAAAAAAAGAAUUUAGCACCAUAAUUAUAGAGAUAUGGACUGUAUACAGUAACAUGUACAUGAUAUACAGUUUAUAUCAGCAGGUCUGAAAUUGCUGUUUCAUCUAUGAUUCCAAUAAAUGCCAUUAGGAUUUACUAUAACUGUUGAUAACUGUUUUACAUACCAGUUUAUUGUUAUAGUGUGUAAUAUAAUAGUGUAUAAUUGUAUUUCCAGUGGUUAUAAGAUUGC